GGGUCCCUUAUCUGUUUCCUCUUCUGUUGACAAGAAGCCGCACUGUUUGCUGAAGGGAUCAGAAGCUACGGCCAGUUAUUGUUGGGUUCGGUUUGAGAACUCUACUCUGUCUCUCCCUCUCUCUGUCUCUCGGGAUUCAUUCAAUAUAUCCCUAACAGCACUUCCCGUUCUCCUCACUGCUUCGACCCGUCCCGCUCGAGCGUACGAACAGCUCCAGCGCUUGAUCGCGUGCGGCCCCCGCGAGAGCUGCGAGUCUCUCAGAGUCGCGCGCCGGCGAUCAUUCAGUUGCGUGUCGGCACCGAUACGGUUAGGAUGCAGCAGCACUAGCACUAGCACGUUGAGCGAGCAGUAUUAUGUCGCUAGAGCACUGGUCGGUCGCGCUGGAUGUACUGCUGCAACAGCUUCAACAGCAGCCGCCACACCAUUUGCUGGACAACGCUCCCCCCUACCAUUUGCAAACAGGUACAGCGGUACGGGCCUUCUUUGCGAGCCUGGAGGGGAGGGUAGCUCGUGGGUUUUGCCAAGCUGCAAGUAAGAGUGGAGAGCAACAACAGCUGCUGGGCACGUCCCCGAUCCAGUACACCGUCCUGUCGAUGGACACACCGUCGCCGUCGUCGUCGUCGGCAGCAGCAGCAGUGGUCAGUGUUGGAGAGUUUACGCUCGGCCCGGGUCGCACCUAUGCCAGUGCGCUUUCGCCAUCGUCAUCGUCCGCAUCGCCAUCGUCACCGUCGUCGGUCGCAUCGCCCAACAGCCGGGCCAGCAACAUGUCCCCGGAGUCCAGUGCCAGCGAUCAGAGUGCUGCCUAUACGCUGCAAAACCUGAACCUUUCCAGUAGCGCCGGCACGAUGAACUAUCCUGGCAUGGGUUAUCAGCAGCAGCAGCAGCAACAGCAGCAACAACAACAUCAACAUCAACAACUUCAACAGCAGCAGCAUCACUAUUACACACCGCAGCUGCUGAAUCUCGACCAGGAGCAACUGCAAACGCAAACCUUCACCUACGUCACAUCGUCGAACGAAGCGUUUGCCGCACCGGAACCGAACUACAGCGAGCCGCAUCUGGUGAUCCUGGAGCAGCCGGUGGACAAGUUUCGCUUCCGCUACCAGUCGGAGAUGCACGGGACGCACGGUUCGCUGAUGGGCAGCCGGACGGAGAAGUCGAAGAAAACGUUCCCGACCGUCGAGCUGCGUGGGUACGGUGGGGAGGCGAAGGUGCGCUGCUCCCUCUAUCAGGUGGAUCCGCAACGGCGCGCCCCCCAUUCGCACCAUCUGGUGAUCAAGUCCGGCGAGCUGGAUCUGAUCGAUCCGCACGAUCUGGAUGUGGGUGGCGCGGCGGGAGCGGCUGAACCAUCGGAGGGUGUUGGCGGGGACGGCAAGUAUGUGGCCACCUUCCAGGGUAUGGGCAUCAUACACACGGCGAAGAAGUUCAUCGCCGAGGAGCUGUACAAGAAGCUGCGCAAGCAUCGGCUGUGCGAGCUGAACCGGGAGCCGACCGAGCGCGAGGAGCAGCAGAUGCAGAAGGAGGCGGCCGUAAUGGCGCGCACGAUGAACCUCAAUCAGGUGUGCCUGUGCUUCCGGGCGUAUCGGGUGGAGCCGGGUACGGGCCGCUGGGUCCCGAUCUGUGAGCCGGUCUACUCGAACCCAAUCAACAAUAUGAAAAGUGCACUUACGGGCGAGCUGAAGAUCUGCCGGCUCAGCACCACCGUCAGCGGGGUGGACGGUGGCGAGGAGGUGUUUAUGUUUGUCGAAAAGGUGUGCAAAAAUAACAUCAAGAUUCGGUUCUACGAGCUGGACGAGUACGACCAGGAGGUGUGGCAGGAGAUGGCCAUCUUUUCCGAGGCGGACGUCCAUCACCAGUAUGCGAUCGCGUUCAAGACGCCACCGUACCGGCACAAGGACAUUACCGAGCCGGUCGAGGUGCUGAUGCAGCUGUUCCGGCCGCGCGACCGGUGCCAGAGCGAGCCGGUACUGUUCAAGUACAAACCGCGGCCCGGCAUGAUGGUGGUGCCGGGCGCUGGUGCUAGUGGUGCGUCGCGCAAGCGGCUCCGCAUCAGCUCGGGCAAUGUGUCGUCCGAAAUUCCCACCGUCAUCCAGAACGACCCUAAUGGGCCUGUUGGACCCGCUGGAGUAGGUGGUGGUGGAGGUGGAGGAGGAGGUGGUGGCGGUGGUGUUAUUGGUUCAGGAUCAACUACACGACUACCGCCUCUGCAUCAACCAUUCCCAAUGCUGGCCAAUCAUGCUGGCGGCGGUGCCAUUCCGGAAGGUCAAGAACCCACGUCGACCACAUCGCUUACGACGUCAGCCCAUCAUCCGGACAUUAUGAGCGGCAUCGGUUCCACCACCACCAUCUCCAAGGAGCUAACGAAGGCCAGCAUCAUCCAGGAGAUACUGAACAUUCCGACGACGAUCGCGUCGGACGUAGCGUUCGACUCGAGCGACUUCCCCUGCAACUCGGAAGAGUUCAACAAACUCAUCCAAGAGAUCGGCAAUCAGCAGGAUCUGGUCAAGCUGGAGACGGACGCAGAAACGGCUGGCGGUGGCGCCACCGAUACGGAAAGUGUGCUGGGACGGGCGAUUGCCGAUCUGGUCGCGUCCGGGGACGAUUCGCGGCAGGGCGAAAUGUUGCGCAAGCUGCUCGCCCUGAUCAAGCUGUUCGCCGGGGACGUGAAUCGCUCGCGGCAGCUGCUGGCCUCCCACUGGACCGCUGCCAAUCAGCAGCAGCUCAACUGCCUGCACGCUGCAAUCCGGCGCAACGAUACGACGAUCGCCUGCAAGCUGAUCGAGCUGCUGCACGAGUACCAGCUGGCGGAGGAGCUGCUCGAUCUGCCGAACGAUCGCAACGAAACCGGCCUCCAUCUGGCCGUGUCGGGCAACAGCGAGCCGAUCGUGAAGGCGCUGCUGGGGGCCGGCGCGAAGCUGCACUACUGCGAUUACCGCGGCAACACGCCCCUGCACCGGGCGGUCGUCGAGAAUGUGCCCGAUAUGGUGCGGCUGCUGCUGCUGCAGGGAGGUUUGCGGCUCGACUGCACCAACGACGACGGGUUGACCGCGUUGCAGGCGGCCGUGUAUGCUCGAAAUUUGAAAAUCACGCGCAUCCUGCUGGAGGCGGGUGCGUCGGUGCGCGAGAAGGACCUCAAGCACGGCAACAACAUCCUUCACAUUGCGGUCGACAAUGAUGCGCUCGAUAUCGUGCACUACAUACUGGAGGAGGUGAAGGAGGAGCUUGGGCGGGAGCGGAACAAUGCCGGCUACACGCCGCUGCAGCUGGCCGACGCGAAGAGCCACACCGGGCAGGGCAAUAACAAGCUGAUCGUGCGGGAACUGUUGCGCCACUACCCGGAUGGGUUGCAGAAGGAGGUGAAGAAGGAGGUUGAUGCCGCAGAAGACGACGAGGAGGAAGAGGAGGAGGAAGAGGAGGAGGAAGACGAGGAUGAGGAAGGGGGGGAGGAGCACGGGCAGAGGGAAGCAUCGGCACCGUCCAGCAGCGUGCUCGAUUCGAUGGAUCUGAUCAACGGUGAGCGGGCCUCCAUUGCGCGACUGCUGGAGGAGCACGAGCCGGAAGCGGAACCGCAGCGUAAAGCCACCAAGCGGUCGGACAGUGGCCCGGAUCGAACCGAGCCCGAUACGCUACUCGACGAGCAGUGCCUGGAGGAGCUGUGCCGGCUGCUGGACGCAGGCAGUGGCUGGCGCGAGCUCGGUUCGCUGCUCGACUUUCACUCAUUCUUUACCGUGUGGGAGCAGGCGCCCAGCCCGGCACGGAUGUUGCUCGGGUACUUUGAGAUGCAGCAUCUCCACCUGGACCGGCUGAUCGAUAUGCUGCGCGUGCUGGAACUGCGCGACCCCAUCCGCAGCAUCGACGAGAUGAUCUGCCGGCGGAUGAAGUGAUACACAUUGCACAUAUGAGUUGUUGUUGUGAUUUGCUGCCUUCGGUUGGUUUGGAAGCAUCGGUAGGACAGCCUGUGGCGGAGUUUCUUUUUGUAGCAUUGUAAGCAACACACAAACACACUAUUUUACGCUUUUACUGUACCUUGUUUUCGCUACAUUUUACGUACAACUACAUCCCAGAUACAUUCCAAGAGUGUAGGAAAAAAGCGAGUCGACCUGUUCAAUCCAAAGCUGGUGGUGGUGAUAUCACGCGUUACUCCCGCCAGCAUUACUGCAAACGUGACUGGGAAGAGUUGCAUUGCGGUGUGCUUAGCAGGACAGUUGAUGACACGGUGGCGUUCGGUUGCGGGGAGGUUGUCGGAAAAGCAACAGAAAAACCCGUUUCGGAAACUGUGCGGUAUUCCGGUUAAUCUUAAUUUUAUUGCUAAGUAUAUAACAGGUAAAUUACAACCUAUCCACGAUUCCUCGACAUUGGAAAGGAAAUAGAAUUCCAGCCUCCCCGGCGGGCCUACCCCGGCGGGCGGGGCACGGAACGGUAGGACGGAAGCUAGAACCGGAGGGUGGAGGGGCGGGUUUUGCAUUAUGCAACGCUCCACAGCACGAGCGGAACCAUCGGAAACCGGUUUCGCGUUCUGUCGCUCGGGGCGGCAAGCAAAGGGGUACGUGUGUGUUUGUGUUGAGAGUGGUCAUGGCGAUAAGAUUAUUCUACCAGUGGACGGGUAGAUGGGGACAGGACGUGUGUGUGUGUGUGAUUUUCAGUUGCAGUUGCAUUCCCGGUCGGUUCACCGCACGCUCGCUCUCCCACCAGGCUGCUCCAUUCUCCGGCGCUCCGCUUGUUGUGGUCCCUUCCCUUCGGGUCAAUCUCUGUGUUUGUGCGCGCUUGUGUGUCUGUCUGUAUACGCUUCCGAUCCCGUUCACGUGUCCCCUGCCUGCGUGAGCCCAAACCCCCCCCCCCCCCACUACACCAGAUCGUAAUCGAUCCGCGCGCCCAUCCGCCGCAGCGCGAUGAUCGUAUUGACCGCCUUGAUCCAGCGCUUCUUGAUAACAUAGCGUUUCAACUUUGUUUUUGUCACAGAUAGCUCGGUGGUGCUCUGGGCGGUCGUUUCCGCCAGCCACGGAUGCCGCAGCGCCUUCCGCGCGGUCAGCCGCCGCUCGCCGUCCCGCACCAGCAGCUUGCGCACGAAGUCCUUCGCGCUGUCCGACACCGCGUCGAACGAUUUGUAGUCGAACGUGUACGCGCCCUGCAGGACGUUCGUCAUCGUGGCCUGGUCGUCGCCGCCCACGAACGGUGACAGCCCGGAGAGGCUGUUUGGCGGGUUGCGAACGAGCGGGUUUGUUUGUUUUUUGGUUUUUGGCGCAUUCGUGGGGGCAAAAAAGAUGUUUGGAGCAUUGAUGAAAGUGUGCGAUGCGAUGCGUGGUGACGCGCGUAGUGGUGACAGUGAUGAGAGCGGCAAGACGCAAUUUACGUGACAAAAGUGGAUAACAGGGGAGAGAGAGAAAAAAGAGAGAAAGAAAGAGAGAAAAAAAGCGUGAAAGGAAGAGAAAUAUGAAAAAAACACUAAAGCGAAUGAAUGAACACGAAAACGGAUGUUACACAGCACAGUUGGAGUUGCAUUUCCAGAGCAGUUGGUGUGAGAGUAGUAUAGCACAUUCUUAUCUUAUUCUUAUAAGGAAUGUUUGAUAGUAAUGCAAUCUAAUGUCUUUAAUGUCCAUUUUUAAUCAACCACACACACAUAAAGUCAUUAUUUUUAACGAACUCUCACAGUUGUGCUCUGGGAACGCCGCAGCCGACUUGUAACGAACUGUUCACAUACAACUAUCUCGUAAACGUUAGUGUCACAGGGUGCUGGAGUUUAGUGUUGCGUAAAGUGCGCAAACGAAACGUGUACGAUAAUCAAUUAGUGUGUCAGGGCAGCAGAGUGUGGCCAACAGCUGGGCAAUAAGGUAUCUCCGGCAUCUUGUCCAAUUCCCGGAAAUGGACUUUCCAAACGAUUCCAUGCAAUGCUGUACAGUCGUAUAAAUGUUUAAAAUUAUUUAUCUUUCCCCCGCCGAACGUGUGUACGAGGGGGGAAUUUCCAACACGUGCUUGAAAGUGCGUUCGGGUAUUUUUCACCCCUCAUUAGCACGAAAGAUCCCGUGGUUUUGCAGGUCCACAGGGGAAGGGAAAAGAAUACGAUUAAAACAUAGAAAAAAAUCCAAUCGGCACGGGAUUUUGGAAAAUCGCACGCUCGCUCGCUUGAAAUAGAUGGGGAAGUUUCACCCUUUUGCUAUGCUAAUUUCCACCUGUGCCGGGCGCGCUCUGUUAUUAUGUCAUGUACUGUGGUAUCUCCGAAAUGAAUGAAGUUGCAAAUGCACCAAGCGAUCGGGUUGAUUUGUAUGCGCGCGAGUGUAUGCUAAUGAGGGCACCGUUGCCGGUCACGGGUCCCACGCGGCUGAGUUGAAGAAACUCAGUGCUCAGGGGGAUUUACCGGUGGGGAUAAUGUAUGAGGAGGGGGGAUCGAUCCUCCUCGAGCAUUGAUUACGGUUUACGGUGUGAUUAAAUCGAUAUUCGUUCGCAUUGGCUGUGUGAGGUGUGCAGCAGUUUAAUGAUCGAUUGGAGCGGUGAGGAGGGGUUUACAUCCCAAAAGGGGGAUUUUCGUUUUCAAAGUCACUUUUUUCUAAUUUCUUUUCCAUAAAAUGGGAAUCCUUUACAUUCGUUUAACACGUGGCCAUGCAUGGGGAUGAAUGGAAGGCACACACACACACACACGCCAACAGCGGGCAGUGAUGGAAGCAACGUGAAUUAAAAGACGGAAAAAUCACGAAUAUUUACGAACGUUGAACGAUAAACGGGCAGGCACAGUGAACGCCAGGAAGAACCAAUUAAAUUGAGAUGCAUCCGCAUCGUUUCUUCCCACAGCUCAAUGCUGCGCCCCUUGCCGUUGAUGGUCCAACAGGAAUGGUGGGAACGGAGCACGAAAACGACGCGGGCGCGAUCGAUCCGUCCAUCGAUUACCGGUAAUAAAAACCAAAUCAAAACGGUAUGUUACCAAGAACACUUCGCUAGUGAGGAAACAUAUAAUUGCAAACACGCUUGAAUUGGCGGCGCAGUUUUGCGUGCGAUCACAGUGCUGGUCAAUACGUGAUCAGUAUUCGGGCACACAAAAAAGGAGAUUACAUUUAGGUGAAUUAGGAAAUUGUUUGUUUUUUUUUUUGCUUAUUUAGCUCUUCAGUGCCACUACAAAAAUGGGAAAAGAAAAACCAAUUAAAUGGGCUCCAAUUGAUGAGAAAAAAAGGAGAAAUAAAUUUAAAACAAUACUAUCGAAUGUUGUAAGAAAGUAAAACUAAAAAGAAA
Messenger RNA from Anopheles gambiae (African malaria mosquito), 7218 nucleotides. RefSeq names its product nuclear factor NF-kappa-B p110 subunit (gene Rel). Bases 354 to 3884 code for a protein of 1176 amino acids. The transcript has 9 exons. Gene Ontology annotation, biological process: regulation of transcription by RNA polymerase II; positive regulation of cell differentiation. Gene Ontology annotation, molecular function: DNA binding; transcription factor binding; DNA-binding transcription factor activity. Gene Ontology annotation, cellular component: cytoplasm. Lineage: Eukaryota; Metazoa; Arthropoda; Insecta; Diptera; Culicidae. The record is from RefSeq and is a predicted model, not a curated record.